AUGGCUAAUAAUCGCGUUCCGAUCAACUACGAAGUGCCGUCGUUUCCUUCGUUGUACGAUCCCUUGCCGUCGCAUCAUCAGCAAGCUUACUAUCUAUACUACACGACGGAUAUUUGGCGCUUUACUUUGUUCUGGACGCUUGUUUUCUAUGCGGCGACUCAUCUGACUGUUGCUGGCUGUGCGAUACUGACACACUGCCGUAAUUGGAGUGUGAUUUGGAUUGUGCCUUUGGUAUACAGCUUUAUUGCGGGGCUACAAGGACUCUUCGCUGGGAGUAUAGUUGGGCUUGUCCUCGGUGCGGUGUAUGAAGCGGGCAAUUUCAGGAUGUCGACUUGGCUGCCGAUGAUAUGGGGUGGUGUCAAUGUCAUGGUCCUUGUUGUGACCAGUUUCCCGAUGCAGGGUGGUCUUUGA
Penicillium canescens is the source of this 411-nucleotide messenger RNA. RefSeq lists its product as uncharacterized. The record is from RefSeq and is a predicted model, not a curated record. The transcript has 2 exons. NCBI's taxonomy places the organism in Eukaryota, Fungi, Ascomycota, Eurotiomycetes, Eurotiales, Aspergillaceae. The coding region runs from base 1 to 411 and encodes 136 amino acids.